AUGAGACUGUUGCACAUUGCAAGCGACGGUGCUCUCCGAUGGACCAGGGACAUCAUACGUAGCGAGGGUAUUCCUCCCUACGCGAUCCUUUCCCAUACCUGGAAGGAUGGGGAAGAAGUAACUUUUGAAGAUCUAAAGAAUCUCGACAAUUCACAAGGCUUCAACACGAAAAGCAAGGAAGGAUACCAAAAGCUGCUUUUCUGCGGGCGUCAGGCCCAGAUGGAUGGAUUGGAAUAUUUUUGGGUCGACACCUGCUGCAUCGACAAAGCAAACAGUUCGGAGCUUCAUGAAGCCAUCAACUCCAUGUUUUGCUGGUACCAGAACGCCAGAAAGUGCUAUGUUUUCCUUUCGGACCUGGAAAUCAACUCUUUAGACGGGGACGGCGAGUCACUGUUUAGACAGAGCAGGUGGUUUAGACGAGGCUGGACACUCCAGGAACUCCUAGCUCCUUCUUCCGUGGAGUUCUUCUCCAAAAACGGAGCGCGUUUGGGGGACAAAGAGACGCUCAAGCAAAUUAUCCACGAGAUCACAGAGAUCCCCAUGAAUGCUUUGUUAGGGAGCGGCUUGUCCGACUUUAGCGUAGCUGAACGUUUCGCCUGGACAAAAAACCGCGAGACCACACGCGAAGAGGACAGAGCAUAUUGUCUAUUCGGGAUAUUCGGUAUCCACCUACCUCUCAUAUACGGUGAAGGCGAAGAAAAUGCACUCAAGCGGCUAAGACGUGCAGCUAUUCUAAAACAUAAAGGCCGCAGUCAUGAUCAAGAAAAGAGACUUGAAAAGAUCUACAACUGGAUUUUAACAUCUAAAAGCAAAAAGUUCGCAGACUGGAAGGAGAAGGCAGCUUUACGACUUUGGCUGUUUGGAAUUCCAGGAUGCGGAAAAAUAUUCUUGAGCUCUACUAUCCUCGAGCAUCUGGUACAGCACUGCUAUGAUGACAUUAGCAUGAUAACGGUGUACUUAUACUUUGACUUCAACGAUACACAGAAACAGAAUCCUGAGUUGAUGCUCCAUUCCUUGCUCCUGCAGCGUUUGGUCAUAAUACCAAAAGACAUUAACGCAAUGUUCACAUCUUGCGGAAAGGGACAACAACAGCCAUCACUGGAUGCCAUCUUGGAAGUGACGCCACGGAUUAUGCUACAGUUUGCGAAUAUCUACGUCGUUCUUGACGCCCUCGAUGAAUUAUUCUCUAAGCAGCAGCUCUCUGUCCAAGAGAUUGCCAAAGUCGUCGCUAUCGAUGUGGCGCACGACCUGUCGUUCGACCGCGACGAGGUGCUCGAAGACCCGCUAGAAGCACUGAGCAUUUGCUCCAGCCUGGUCACCAUCACAUCAAUCAGGGAAAGAUCAGAAGCAAGCCUGCCUGCGCAGCAGAUCCUCUCUCUAGCACACUAUUCAGUUCAAGAGUAUCUUGUGUCAGAUUAG
This is a messenger RNA of Exserohilum turcica Et28A, 1419 nucleotides long. RefSeq lists its product as uncharacterized. The record is from RefSeq and is a predicted model, not a curated record. Bases 1 to 1419 code for a protein of 472 amino acids. The transcript has 3 exons. NCBI's taxonomy places the organism in Eukaryota, Fungi, Ascomycota, Dothideomycetes, Pleosporales, Pleosporaceae.